Messenger RNA from Klebsormidium nitens, 5548 nucleotides. Lineage: Eukaryota; Viridiplantae; Streptophyta; Klebsormidiophyceae; Klebsormidiales; Klebsormidiaceae. The record is from the annotation of a GenBank genome assembly.
CUCGCGCGCAAUGGUGCAAAAUAUCUCCUGUUCCAACUUCAAUGCCUUCUGCAAAACCUGGCAAAAGCCUAAAGGGGAAGCAAAAGGAGCGCACUUUUGCUAUCAGUGUCACGCAGAUCUUGAGAAGGCAAGACCCAGAGACAAGAUCUGCGUGUGUUGUAGUACGCCUCCUAGACAGUUUUGCCUUGGACGGCUGUAGAACGCAAGGUUAGUUUCAUCACUAGAGAGUCUAGUUUUCAGAGCGGCGUUUGCUCAAAGUAAGCACUUGUUCUCUUUUAAGCUGAAGGGCCGUGCUAUUAAAACCAGGGGGACAGUUGAACUACGGUAUAAUAAAACAUCCUGAUGGUGACAGGACAUACCUCUGUUUGCCAUGGUUCAACAAAGUGCUGCAGUGCUGGGCAACCGCAAGUGUCAAAGUCUUAGUUACUCCAGACCCAAUAGGCGGCCUUUCCUGAGCCAAAGAUCAACCGCAUGUGUCGCUCUGGUCUCAAAGGAAACGCUUGGAUGGUUUAGACAUCCACGACAUGGGCUCAGGCAAGCACUGAGCAGGGGAGAACCAAUACUGUGUCAAAGAAGGCAGUCUGAGGCGUCAAGUCCCAGGUUGAAUAAGAACCGGUACACUGGAAAAGCCUCUGAGCGGAGAGGGAAUCUUUUGAAAGAAGAAAAGGCCCCUUAUUCUGUGCCAGACGCCAUUAGAAAGCAGUUCAGAAGCAAUCAUCGCUUGCAGGCAGUUGGUUCAGACUCUCCUAGGCGGAGUGGGCCAGAUAAGCAGCGGCUAGGGGGUGUCGGCAAGUCUGGUGGACGAAAGGGAUGGGCCAGCGGUUUCAGGGGUCUCACCAAGUUGGAGGAGAGGGAGGUUUCUCUUGUGGAUCGGUCGGGCCCUGAGGAGAGCAGGGAGAACACACAGGGAGGGAAGGACGCCGGGGGUUUGUCAGAUUGGCUUGUGCAGUUGCUGAGUGGGCAGGAGAGAUCAGAGAAGUGGGAUCAGGCAAAGCAUGCAAGUGACGCAGAAGGGGACGGUUCAACUCGCCGGCCCGGCCGGUUUGCUAGUCUUCUGAACUCUUUCCAGGCCAAGGUUGGCUCUCAGGGGGGGCAGGGAGGAGAGAGCGAUGCGCAAGCAAGGGAAAAGGAUGCGGAAGAUGAUGGGCCUGCUCCUACAGCUUUCUCAUCAUGGACAAGUCUGGACGAACCCUGGGCUAGCAUUGUCCUUUUGAAUCUGCUAGCGGCUCUGUAUGGGUCCAAUGCUGUCGCCGCAAAGUUUGUCGAAGAGGCCGCCGUGGUGCCCCCUGCAAGCCUUGCCUGCGCCGUCAAGUUCAGCUUUGCUGCCCUGGCCUUCUCCCCUGUUCUCUGGAGCGUUCUCACGUCGGAGAAGUCUAAGGACAAGAAGACGGUCUUGGCGGGGAUUGAGCUUGGGAUGUGGCUGAUGGCCGGGAUUGUGAGCCAGACGGUUGGCAUGAAGACUGGCAGCAGCAGCAUUAGCCUGCUGUUUACGUUCACCAUCAUCCUGGUGCCCCUCCUCGAGGUGUCAAUCGGAAGGCGCUCCAUCAGCCAGUACACAUGGCUCGCCUCCCUUGCCGCCCUCACAGGCAUGGGCCUGCUCAAGGACCACGGCGGCCUCACCCUUGACCUGGUUGCCCCCCCUGUGGAGGACCUGUGGGGCCUGUUCAGCUCCGCCAUGUUCGCCAUCCAGAUUUUUCGGGCCGAGAUGCUCUGCCAGAAGUUUGACCCGCUGCGCCUAGUUGCCACCCUCCUGGGAGUGUUGGCCGUCCUGUCGAUUGGUUGGGAGGGGUGGUCCCUGGUGCAUGGAGGCAAUGGGAUUGAGCCCCUGGAGCGUCAGCUGAGGGGACUGCCUGUGUGGCCUCUCAUGUAUGGCGGUUUGGUUGCUGGAGGUUUGGGGGGUCUUCUGGAGUUGACGGGCCUGCAGAACAUACACGCUUCUACGGCCACCCUGAUCUACACCACUAUUCCCAUCUGGGGCGGCUUCUUCUCCUUCCUGGUCCGGGGGGAGAGCAUCGGCGAGCCGGCCACCCUAGUGGGGGGCAGCCUCAUGUUCGCCUGCAGUCUUGUUGCUGGGGUGCUUCAACCGAAGAAGGAGCAGGAGCCCCCCCCAGAAACAGAGGCCAAGAAAAAGGAGAAGCAAGCGGCACUGAAGGAGGAGAAGAAGGAGGAGGUUCAGCAGAACGUGAUCAUGGCUGCGGUGCGGGACUUGGUGCGCGGAAAGAGCGGAGACGUCGGGGAGCAAGUAGAGGAAAAGAAGGGGCGGAAGGUGCUGGGCCUGAAGCCCCACCAAGAGGCGCUGGCGCUGAAGCGCCAGGUGGCGCUGAGCAAGGAACUAAAGGGGGAGAGCAAAGGCAUGGUGGGGAGAGCGAUGGGGGCUUUGGCCGCUUUCCGGAGAGAGGAGCCUGAACCUGAGCCUGAACCUGAGCCUGAAACCCUGAUGGAAAAGGCGAUUGAUGCGCUGACGGCACCGUUCCACAAGGAAGAAGAGACUGUCUGCCCGCCAGAGGAGAAGAUUGAACGGUCCAGUUCGCUUGGGAAAGCUGCGGCGCGGUUAGGGGAGGCGAUCAUGGCCUCUGGCGAAAACUUCUUCGAGGGUGCGGGGGAGGAGAAAGCAAAGAAAGCGGACGAGUCGGGUGCGGAGACGGACGAUGAAGGAGAGGAGCCGUCCGUUAACUCAGACACGCUCCCAGCUGCUUAUCUCACGACGCAACUCAAGAUGCCGUUUUACGCAACUCAGGCACAGGGCAUGAUGGCGGGGGCGAGCGGGGUGGGGGCGACAGCUGGCGCGGGCGCUUCGGGUGCUGCUGCGGGGUCUGCAGCAGCGGGGGGCGCAGCGGCAACCACUGCCGCGGGGGGGGCUGGAGCAGCUGCGGCAGGGGCAGCAGCAACGGGUGGCGCUGCCGCAGGCACGGCUGCUGCCGGAGCUGGUGCAGCAGCCGGCACGAGCACCGCCGCGUCAGCCGGCGCAGCCCUCACGGCUGCCGCCGCCCCUGCCACGACAAGCGCCCUUGCAGGGGCAGCGGCCUCUACUGGUGCUGCCGCGACGGGUGCAGCAGCUACGGGGGCUACUGCCGCAGCCACAGGGGCUGCCGCAACUGGUGCGGUGGGUGCAGCGGCAUCUGGCGUGACGGCAGCAGCAACCGGGGCAGCGGCAACGGGAGGAGCAAUAGCAACAGGGGGGGCAGCCGCGACUGGCGCAGCAACAGCAGGGGCGGCGGCAGCAACUGGGGCGGUAGCCACUGGAGCUGCUGCAACGGGUGCAGCUGUGACGGGGGCGGCGGCAACUGGCGGAGCAUUUGUAGGGGCUGCCGCUACUGGGGGAGCAACAGGGGCGGCUGUGGGUGGGGCAGCCGCGACUGGAGCUCUGGCGGCUACAGGGGCGGCGGGGACAGGGGUCGCGGCUGCUGGGGCGGGCGCAGCUGUGGCGGGGAGCACAGCAGCGGGGGCCCUCACAGGGGCUGCUGCAAGUGCGGGCGGUGCUCUGACAACGGCUGCAACUAGCGCAGCCACGGCAGCCACUGGGGCCGCAGUCACGGGCAGCGCCACGACCGCUGCUGCCGCCGGGGCCGCAGGCGCUUUCCUGCAGCAGCCGCAGGGGCGAUUGGAACGGCGGCUGCUGUCGCCGGGGGGGGGAGCCAUCAGUGGAGCAACUGGAGGGGCUGCCGCGGCUGGGGGUGCGGCAGUGGGCGCCGCGUGCGGGGUCGUGCCGAGCGCAGCAACGGCAGUUGCUACGGGGGCUGCGACAACGGCGGCUGCCGGGGGGGGUGCUGCUGCUGCGGGGGGUGCGGCAGCCGGGGGGCUUUUGUCGAUAUCGGUGGUGGCUAACGAGGCCGUGAAUGUGAUUGUGGGGGGGAUUGCGAGCCCAUCGGGGGCAGGCGCGGUGAUUACCGAGGUAGCCAAGGCGGCAGGAAAGACAAUUGCGCAGGCGGCAUCGCCAGUUUCGGGGGCGGGGGCGAAUCUGUUGGCAGACGUGGCGGGCCUGGCGGCGGACACGCCAUUGGCGGCGUUUGUAAGUGAGGUGGCGGCCACUACGCAGGCAGCGGCAGGUUUCGUCGCUGGCGCAGGCACCGAAGCCGGAGUGGCGAUCGAAACCGCCGCCCAAGCCGGGUCGGCCGCAGUCAAUGCUGCCGUCACCAGCGUCGAAGCCAUCGAGGCUCUAGCGGCAUCACAGAUCACAGAAGCUGCCACGGCCGUGGCCCAGAGCGCGGCCGUCGCGCAGUCCGCCAGCGAGGUGACGUCAGCCGCCGGGAUGCUGAGCGCCGUCAUAGAAAACGCGGCCGCAGUCGAAGCUGCUUCCGGGGCGGCCUCCGAACUGGUGGUCGGGGCAGACCCCCUAGCGCAGGGCCUCUCGGCCGCUGUACAGUCGGCAGGCACUGUCCUGGAAAAGGCUGUGGAACUCUCGGGCCCUGUUUCGAGCCAGGCGGUGAGCGCCUCGGAGCCCCUUGUAAAUAAUGUCCCAGCGGCAGUCCAAGCAGUGGUCGCCGCCAUAGAAAAGGCGGCUGAGACGGCACUCCCCGUGGCCUCCGAGUCGGCCGCAGGUUCGGCCGCUAGCGCCGCGGGGGAUCCCCUUGCGUCAGCCAUUGCGUCAGGUGCCGCUGACAUCGGAGCUGCCACGUCGGAGGCGUGGGUCUCGGCCGCGCAGGCCGUGGGGUCGGCUAUCGAGGGCGCAUUGCCCGCCUCUCAAGGUGCUGAGGUGGCAGCCUCCGCUGCGAGUGGCUCGUCAGUGGUGGAUCCCCUGGCGAGUGAGAUGGUCAGUAAAGGGGCGGAGUUUGCGGCGGCCGUGACGCAUGCGGCCGGGCCGGCGGUCCAAGCUGCGGUGCACGCCGCCACAACGGCGGCAGCUGUCGCGGGAGCCAGUGGAGCGGUGACAGCUGUCACUCACGCGGCGUCCGAUAUUUUGGCGAAUGCGGGGGACCAGUUCACGUGGCUGGACAGCUCGCAGUCUGGGCUGGGGGAUGCGGUCCCUGAGGAAGGGCACCGAGCAGCGGCGACGGUGCUGGGGAUGAUGGGACCGCUAAACAUGCAUGCGCUAGAGCAACUGUAUCAUGUAGGCCCGCCAUUGAUAGGUGGCGGACUGGCGCUCUGCUGGCUGCUGCAGGCUACGGUGUCGAGGCAGAGGAGUCCGGGGAAGGUGCCAAGGUAGCCAGGGGGUUAGAUAGACCAUUCUUUGUACGAGUAGGCAAAUAAACCGUUCAUCUGAGUUGCCGCUAACCGUUGAGCACCCAUUCUUUGCGUGUUUGAAGCCCGAUUGAUCCAUAAACUGUACCAAAUGCAAGUGGCCAUAGUUUGCAGGUACGUGAAAAAACAUACGUCGUGUGUAUAAUCUGGUGAGAUAGAGGAGCAGGUCACAUGGCCUGACUAAAGUUUUGGGAGUCCUGCGUUGAAAGAAAGAGAAUCAGGAAUAAGCUAUAACCAAGACCUUGUUUCUUUGUUGUAACAUGCAAAGGCUGUAGGAAGGUGGGUGGUUCCAAGUAUAAUCUGCAGUGGUCGGGGACUUAAGCUGUUGAUCCUUUGGCUGCUGAUAUAAUCGACUCAACCUGGUUUCUAG